AUGAGGAAGCCGCGAUGCGGUUUCCGAGAUAUCCUGAAGCACGGAACGAAAGCGAGUCUAUCCAAAUGGCCGAAGACGCACCUGACGUGGAAUUUUUACGUAGCCGAUGAGGCCGAGCUGAGCACGGCGCGGGUCGCGUUCGACCUGUGGUCGCAGCAUUCGGCAUUGACGUUCGAACGCUCCAAAACGAAUCCCGACAUUAUAAUAUCUUGGCGACGCCUACGUCACUAUAACACGAAUACCAAGGUAAACAGACAAAUUUGCUCGGACAGCUUCGACGGUCCUGGUAACGUGCUCGCACACGCGUCUCUCCCGACGGACGAAGCGGGGUUCGUCUCCGAGGUGCACGUCGACGGGGACGAGCCGUGGCACAUUUACAUCAAUAAACACCCCGCGGAUAGGUUUUUCCUGCAUUACACGCUGACACACGAGAUCGGUCACUCUCUCGGAUUGUUGCACAAUAGACGCAAAACAUCGGUGAUGUUCGCGUUCACGCCCGACAAGCAGUAUCCGGUCAGGCUCGACCAAAACGACAUUGCUGAAAUUCAACGUUUGUACGGUAAAAAAAUUACGAACGAGGCCCCGCAGACGCCGGCGCCGGCGCCGCCGCCGCCAAUGCCGGACCUGUGCAGCCUCGAUCGCGUGAACGGGAUAUUGAUUUUGGAAAAUCGCAUGUACAUCUCGUACAAGCGUUACGUUUGGUUGAUCGAUCUGGACGGUAGGACGUACAACGGGCCUUUAGCCUUUUCGCAUCACAAAAGCUUUCUUCACGACAAUUACACGCGCGUGACCGCCACCUAUCAAUCCCCGUCCGGCGAUCUCGUGGUGUUCGUAGAUAAUUUGAGGACGUCCUUCGUGGUGUUCAACGGUAACUCGGUGGGCGAAAUAGACGAAUGCGACAAGGACAAGAGAGUCGCCAAAUUUACGCCUCUCGAGGCGACGUUUCCCGGAAUACCGACCGGCGUGACGUCGAUCUUCUGCUACGUCGACAGCCAUCUGUACUUCACCACUCGGACGCAGUUCUACAAAUUCAACGAAUUUACGAGGACCGUCUCGUCGGCCGAUAAAUUCGAUCUGCGGAUAUUAAAUAUCCUAAGGCCGAGCUGUUGCAGCAGUUGCGCGAUCUCCUCAAUCGAAUCGUACGCCUCAAAGAUGAUUUAA
Molecule: messenger RNA, 1161 nt
Organism: Temnothorax curvispinosus
Lineage: Eukaryota; Metazoa; Arthropoda; Insecta; Hymenoptera; Formicidae
Product: matrix metalloproteinase-19-like
Exons: 2
Coding region: 1-1161 (386 amino acids)
Biological process (GO): proteolysis; collagen catabolic process; extracellular matrix organization
Cellular component (GO): extracellular matrix
Molecular function (GO): zinc ion binding; metalloendopeptidase activity
Source: RefSeq, a predicted model, not a curated record